CAACAGUAAGUCUUCUUAUUUCGAGAGUAGUUGUUACGGUAGACGGACACUGAACCUCUUUCAACAUUUGCAGUGAUCGUUUUAUAUCGCUGUAUUCGAAAAAUACACAACAAUAACAUAAAAUGGAUAAUACAACACUGGUUCGAGAAAAAAAUGAUUCAAAUACCGUUGAAAAUAUACCAAUCAUCGUGUAUAUGGCAAUUGUUUGCUCUGCUGGCAUCAUCGGAAAUUUCGUCGCCUUGCUGUUUUACGUUUUAAGGAAAGAUAAAUCAGCUGCAACUUUAGUGCUCACUGCACUGUCUGGAAACGAUUUGAUUUGCUCCAUACUACUGCUUGCAUCAACAGCUAUGCUCGUUAAUUCGAUGAUGUACACAAAUGUGGCGGCGUGCAAAAUUCAAGGCUUCAUUAACCACGUCUUUAUUAUGAAUUCCAUGCUGUUACUAUUCAUCUUAGCCCUAGAUCGGUACUUCAGUUUCGGCAAUACAUCAAAAUGGAAGUCAUUAUUUGCAAGAAGGAAAACAGUGAUGUGUAACAUCGUUUGCACCACAGGACUUUCAAUCUGUUUUUCAAUACGAGAACUUGUCUUUUUCGAUGUUGUGCCCAUAGACUUUACUGUAGCCGAGAAUGUUACCGUUAAAGGUAACCGUUGUAUGAUAACUAGUGAAAAGCGUCUCGCAAAAAUCGCCAACGCUUUUAAUAUUAUUGACUUUAUGUUGAUCCUCGGUAUUAUGAUCGCCAUGCUGACUCUGUAUUCGUUAAUCAUACGUAAGGUUUCUUCUGUUGGAAAACGUCGUUCAGCGCGAAUUAAUAUUGGAACGGACGAAAGCCAAUCGGCCGAAGUUUCGGAAAUUUCUUUAAAGGCCGUAAAACAAAGUCCAAAUGAAAAUACCGUUGUUGUUCGAAAUAGACCUUCAACAAUUCGACAGAACACUUUUAAUUUCAGAACAACUCUUCACUGGAGCUCGACAAUUGAACGACGGCUGACGCAGAUGGCAUGUAUUCUUACGUUGGCAUCCGUCUUGACUUUUGUCCCUUACUUCGUUGUGUCAAUAGUAGCUGAAUUUCAUAAAGAGCUGCCUAUUUGGGCUAGGAUUGUAUACAGAUCUUAUGCUUUGAAUUCCACCAUGAAUCCUUGUCUGAUAGGAUACUACAACUCGGAAUUUCGGGCGUUCAUUAAAACGAGCAUAACUUGCCGUUUCUUACCAAGUUUAAAAAGAAAAUAAAGGUUUAGCAUACGUAUUUUGAAAUCUAUAUAUGUAAAAUACUAUUAUCCCUACAUGUUUAUCAAUAAUAUUGUAUAUAAACGCUUAAAUACACUUUGUAAUAAAUUAGAAUGUGCAUCGUGAACUUACACGUAAAAUAUCAACACACUUUCUAAACGGUCUAAACGUUACAUCAUGUCUAAAAUUAUUUGAAACCAUACUGUUUACAAGUGUAUCAUAACGCAAACAUAGUGUUUUCCCCAUGUCCUUUUUAAAAUAUCUCAAUGUUCUUAGCGCUACGAAGUUUUAUACAAAAAAAUAUACACAAACGCUUUCCAUGCAAACGACGUGACGUAGUAAAUGGAUGGCAUAGUGUGCGCGUACUCAUCGGAACAAAUGAUCAACGCACAAUACAUUAGCACUUUUCAAAUGAAGCUACUGCUUUUUACCGUUGCGUUAACAUCAAAGUGUGUAUAUAAUUACUUAGUUCGUUUGCUCAUUUGCGAAAUCUUAGAAAAAAAUCCUUUGUAAUGAAUUAAAGUACCAUUUCUUAAAACGCUUUUGAAAUACAUAUUUUGACGAUAUUAAUAUGUAUCAGUAUAGUAUUUCAACCGGAUAUCAUUAUCAGUCUAGUAAUGAGGUAACUGGCCACCAUUUUAUCGUGUAGGAAUACACCACAGUAACCAAUUAGCGUGGUAGUUAUAACAUAGUCAACAAACGUGGAUUUUUCGAAGUUUAUCUACAGGUCCAUCAGCCUCUUCGUAGAGUGCUGGGUUGUACCUUUCCCUUUGACCUUUCAGGGAAGAAACAUUGAUUUUAUUUUUGAGCA
This is a messenger RNA of Dreissena polymorpha, 2031 nucleotides long. Its product is annotated as 5-hydroxytryptamine receptor 1D-like. NCBI's taxonomy places the organism in Eukaryota, Metazoa, Mollusca, Bivalvia, Myida, Dreissenidae. Gene Ontology annotation, cellular component: membrane. The coding region runs from base 123 to 1223 and encodes 366 amino acids. The record is from RefSeq and is a predicted model, not a curated record. Gene Ontology annotation, biological process: neuropeptide signaling pathway. Gene Ontology annotation, molecular function: G protein-coupled peptide receptor activity. The transcript is spliced from 2 exons.